AUGAGUAGAAACAAGGAAAUAAAGACUAGGGUUUGCCUCAGCCGGCUGUGGUGCCUUAUAUUGACUCAUAACAUUACCGAGUGAGCCGGUGAAGAAUCGAGGCGGACCGGUUUGGUGGUGGGGCGGCCGAACGGACAGAGAAUACCGGUCACCGGGCGGCGGCGCCGGCCCCUCCGGGCCGGCCGGAACAAAAAAUAGUUGCAGUGAACCGGCGAUCUCAAUAAAGACAUCAUUUUUCUUUGAAAAAACACGAUCUUGUCGAAUUCCCACAGUCGGGAAUUUUGUUGGGUUGGCGAAUUCUGAGCUCUUCCUGCAAAUUGACGAGCUUCUGAGUUUGGAGCCACAACUAGGGUUUCGUAUGAAUCUUGAAUUUGAUAGAGAACAUGUUUCGAAGAUAUUCACGAAACGCCAGGAAGAAAUGGGAAUCACUAUCUUGAAUGAGGGUCUCGACGACGAAGGUUACUGUCAACAACAACCGCAGCUUCUGUCGUUUGUAAUCACAAAAAUAACGAAGUUUAUUUUGGCGUUGGUAUUCUUCUUUGUUUAUUGCCACUUGAUGAUCCCAAUCUGGGGUUCCUACAAGAAGCAGGAAUCUAUCUGAUUAGAGAAGGAAUCUUUUGAUGAGAACAAGGACAGAGAUUCAUCAUUGUCAUGUUCCUCUCCCUUUUAUUAUAAAUCAAUCGCAUUCUCCCAAUAGCUCCAUGCCAAGGAGCAGAGCAAAAUGGGGAAAGAAGAUGGAGGGUUGGGCUGGGGAGGGUCCUUAUCCGUGCCGAGUGUGCAGGAGAUUGUGCGUAACGACUCCGGUUCUGUUCCUGAGAGAUACAUUCGGCAACUUGAGGACAGGCCUUCAAUGGAACCCACGAUGUCCGACUCUUCCCCUGAGAUUCCCGUCAUCGAUAUGUCCUUGCUUGCAAAAGGUGAUCGAGAUGAACUUGGAAGGCUGGAUUUUGCUUGCAGGGAAUGGGGAUUCUUUCAGAUUGUGAAUCAUGGGGUGGCGGCGGAUGUGCUGAAGGAGAUGAAGGGAGCCGUGGCAGCAUUUUUCGAUCUCCCACUGCAAGAGAAGAGAAAGUAUGUGAUGGCGGAGAAUGAUAUUGAAGGAUACGGACAAGGAUACGUUGUCUCAGAACAGCAAAAGCUCGACUGGGGAGACCUUAUGUUCCUCAUGACACUCCCUUCAGAGCACCAUAGGUUCAAGUACUGGCCGCUCAUGGUUCCCGGUUUCAAGGAGGCGGUGGACAAGUACUCCGGAGAGAUCUACAAGGUCACCUUAGAUCUCUUAUCCGACUUCUCAUAUCUUAUGGGCAUGGAGAGAGACAGUCUAAAGAUGCUGCACGGAGACGUGAUGAAACAAGGGAUCAGGAUGAACUAUUACCCAACUUGCUCGAGGCCUGAUCUUGUUCUCGGUGUGAGCCCGCACUCAGAUGGGAGCUCCAUAACACUUCUCCUGCAAGAUGAUGAGAUAAGCGGUCUUCAGGUCAAGCAUAGAGGAGGAUGGGUCACUGUAAAACCGAUCCCAAAUGCAAUAGUUGUUAACGUUGGUGAUGUUAUGGAGGCAUGGAGCAAUGGCAGGUACAAAAGCAUAGAGCACAGAGCCAUCACGAACGAUAAGAGAACGAGAAUGUCUAUUGCAACCUUCGUGUUACCUGACGAGGAAAUAAUAAUCAGUCCAGUACCGACUAUGGUUGAUGAUGAUCAGAACCCGCGUAUGUACAAGAACAUCAAGUACAUUGACUAUAUUAGGCAUACACUAGGGCAGAAAAUGGACGGGAAGGCACAUACAGAAUAUCUGAAGCUUUGAGCUCUGAAUCAGUAAUAUUCCCUCUGUUUUCCAGAAGUGCUCGAAUAGAUGUAUCGUACAUUUAAACUGAAUUUACCAGCACCGUUGUAUCA
Messenger RNA from Punica granatum (pomegranate), 1890 nucleotides. The record is from RefSeq and is a predicted model, not a curated record. Lineage: Eukaryota; Viridiplantae; Streptophyta; Magnoliopsida; Myrtales; Lythraceae.